This is a messenger RNA of Cydia pomonella (codling moth), 1553 nucleotides long. Its product is annotated as actin, muscle-type A2-like. The transcript has 2 exons. The record is from RefSeq and is a predicted model, not a curated record. Bases 199 to 1329 code for a protein of 376 amino acids. Gene Ontology annotation, biological process: mitotic cytokinesis. Lineage: Eukaryota; Metazoa; Arthropoda; Insecta; Lepidoptera; Tortricidae.
GUCGACGCGCGCGCCGCCCGCCGCCCAAAGCGCCUUGUAGGGCGGGCGGGUGAGGGCGGCCGCAGGGCGGGAGUGCGCGCCGCAGGUAAAUACUGGUGCGUUGCUGCUGCCCUCACAGACCGGCACAGACCACACACCACACCGACCUAAGGCGUGGUAUUUUGUUGUGAUUGUACGAGCUCGUGAACGACAGCCAAUAUGAUGGACGACGAUGCGGGCGCCCUUGUAGUGGACAACGGGUCCGGCAUGUGCAAGGCCGGGUUCGCCGGCGAUGACGCGCCGCGCGCCGUAUUCCCCUCCAUCGUGGGUCGCCCACGCCAUCAAGGCGUCAUGGUGGGCAUGGGGCAGAAGGACUCCUACGUGGGAGACGAGGCCCAGAGCAAAAGAGGUAUCCUCACCCUCAAGUACCCCAUCGAGCACGGAAUCAUCACCAACUGGGACGACAUGGAGAAGAUCUGGCACCACACCUUCUACAACGAGUUGCGCGUGGCGCCCGAGGAGCACCCCAUCCUGCUGACAGAGGCCCCAUUAAACCCCAAAGCGAACAGGGAGAAGAUGACUCAGAUCAUGUUCGAGACUUUCAACUGCCCUGCGAUGUACGUCGCUAUCCAGGCCGUGCUCUCCCUGUACGCGUCCGGUCGUACCACGGGUAUUGUUCUGGACUCCGGGGAUGGUGUCUCCCACACCGUACCCAUAUAUGAAGGUUAUGCCCUUCCCCACGCUAUCCUUCGUUUGGAUUUAGCCGGUCGCGACUUGACUGACUACCUCAUGAAGAUCCUUACCGAGCGUGGUUACUCUUUCACUACCACCGCUGAGAGGGAAAUUGUGCGUGACAUUAAGGAGAAGCUGUGCUAUGUCGCCCUCGACUUCGAGCAGGAGAUGGCCACCGCCGCCGCCUCCAGCUCCCUAGAGAAGUCCUACGAGCUUCCUGAUGGUCAGGUUAUCACCAUCGGUAACGAGAGGUUCCGCUGCCCCGAGGCGAUGUUCCAGCCUUCUUUCCUAGGAAUGGAGUCGUGCGGAAUUCACGAGACCGUGUAUGCCUCGAUUAUGAAGUGCGACGUCGACAUUCGCAAGGACCUAUAUGCCAACACCGUACUCUCUGGCGGUACUACCAUGUACCCUGGUAUCGCCGACAGGAUGCAAAAAGAGAUCACCGCGCUGGCUCCCUCCACCAUCAAGAUCAAGAUUAUUGCUCCCCCUGAGAGGAAGUACUCCGUCUGGAUCGGUGGGUCCAUCUUGGCGUCUUUAUCCACCUUCCAACAGAUGUGGAUCUCGAAGCAGGAAUACGAUGAGUCGGGGCCAGGCAUCGUGCACCGCAAGUGCUUCUAAACGCUUUCGAGUCAUGUGGUGUUCUAUUGCAAUAAUUGAGUCGAUGUUUUGUGUCACUAAAACGAUUACAAAUUUUGGGUUAGCUUUUAUGCAAAUUUUGUGCUCGUUUUGGCGUCAGUGUAUUUAUUUUAUAUUCGCCGUCAGAGACUGUACGCUUGUUGCGUUAUUGUAUAAGUGAGUUAUUUUAAGUUUAUUUUGUUAAAUAUUAUACUUUUGUUAUAAUU